This is a messenger RNA of Megalops cyprinoides (Indo-Pacific tarpon), 3321 nucleotides long. RefSeq lists its product as uncharacterized. Bases 1 to 3321 code for a protein of 1106 amino acids. NCBI's taxonomy places the organism in Eukaryota, Metazoa, Chordata, Actinopteri, Elopiformes, Megalopidae. The transcript has 17 exons. The record is from RefSeq and is a predicted model, not a curated record.
AUGGAACGUGAUGAUACCGGUGCGUACCCUAUUGACCAGAACUAUGCUUCUGAGUGUGGUUACACAUAUACCUAUGAAGUGAGCGGACGCGCGGCCCUCAGGGCCUCCUACCUGUCUUGCCACACUACCAAACGGAAUGAUGAGGCCUUUGUCCUCAGGUUCAACCUGAUCACAGUGGAUGACAGUGGCAGCGAGACCCCCUCUGCUGUCUCUCAAACCUGCUCACUGCCACUGCCCUGGUCCCCCAGGGAGGUCAUCUGUGAGCAGAACUACAUUGAGGUCACUGUGAGAAGAGAUGUACCAUGUACACCCAGUGGGGGAACCUCCAAAGAAGUCUGGAAUGCUGCCCUUUCUGUGGCCUACACGUCUGCCUCGCCUGCUUGGCAGGUGAUAUUCCUGAAGGAGGAUGAACUUGUGACCCCCAUGCCCAUCAGUGAAGCCCGUCUACUAGGCUAUGUAAUGAGUGCCACUGCAGAGAGGAUUGUAUUUCGUGCAGGUUACGGACAGCCCCACUCUACAAUAAAAAUGAUGAAUGGAAUUCCUGUUGAAGUUCUCCAUGCAACGGUAUUCUUCCGGCAGAAAUGGAUGGUGGUGAUGAUGGACAUAGUCGCAGCUUGCACCUUAAAUGCUGGCUCAUUUGAUGGUUUUAACCUAAUAUGGGAGACUCCCACGGUCAUGGCCCCACUGAUCUACAACCACUCUGCAUUUAUCAGCGAACAGAUCCGCAUGGGCGUGGAGGCCCAGUUCCUGGAUGAAUCCACCAUCAGGGAAAGGGGUUACACACUAGAUUAUGGGGAGACCACAGUGCAGAUCAGUGUCCCCUAUGCUGCCAGGGGAGGGUACAGAAGGAGCAUGGUGCUGCACAAUACCUACCAUGAGUCUUAUUUCAUCAACUUGUACUAUGAGCAUGUGUUUGUUGAUGGGAGCGGCAUUGCCACCAGGUUACGGCAGGUUUGGAACCUCAUCAGUCCUCUGCAGUAUCAACAUCCGUUCACCAUUGACCAAACUGUUCUUGAGGAGCGUGUCUUCACUGUGUACCUGGGCGUCUUCCCUUUUGAUGUGGCCCUGGUCGCUCUAACCCUCAAUGGAGAGCCCUUCACAGUGGCUGAGGCAAUUCAGAGUGGCUACCCAAUCACGGAGGUGCCUCACGCUAAUGGGACCCACGCUUAUGUCCUCAGGGUUCCCUUUGAGGAUCCAAUCAUUCCCAAGAUGUACUUCACUGAGGGGAUUCUUCAGUACUCCUUGGACAUCAACUAUACUCUGAACAUCAUGCCUCAGGAAGACCCCUAUUACCAUUCAGCUUCUGUUGUGGCGAAGAUCAAGGAUGUCUUCCCUCCUGACUUCAAUGGUGUCUGCACUGAAACGGGUAUCAUUUUCAAGAUGGACCACCAAAAAAUGGGGCACUUGUGGGAGAUUGGGAUCGGGCAUCACCCACUUACCCCUGAGCUGGCAGUGCAGCGUGGUUACAUCCUACAGAAUGAUAGCCGGAGCUUGACCUUGGAAGUGCCAGUGUUUACCAUCGGCUAUAUCUAUGAGGAUAUUACCCUGCAGCAGUUCUUUGGCACAUUUGAACUCCUUUCAAGGGAUGCCAAGACGCUGGAAAUCCAAAAGUCAACUGCAAAGCGAUGCCUCUUUAAAACUGAUGAGCUCAUAGUGUGUUCAACGGAUGGCAUUAUGACGGUCGUGGCCAGUAUGGCUUGGGCCUUGCCAGCAGCAGAUCCAAACAGAGCCACUCUGCUGGACCCUUCCUGCAAACUUAAAGACACUGACGGAACCAGAGUUCUCUUCGCCUUUGGGGUGAACACAUGUGGGACCAGGGUCAUGGUUGAUGACAGCUACGUGAUUUAUGAGAAUGAGAUCCAGGUUAACAUUGGGUUUACACCAGAGAGCACACCUGUUAUCACCAGGGAUGCUGAUUUCAGAUUAACCAUACAAUGCUACUAUCAAGCUUAUGACAUCAACAGAUUGUUUGUGGACCGGAAGUUCAAGUCUGAGACACCUGGAUUUGGCUCGAUCAUCCAGGCCUCAAGCUCCCCUGUAAAACACAUUCCGCAGAGGGUCGCCCCUACCCCGGGCCGUGUCGCUCUGCCCAGGGUCGCCCCUACCCCGGGCCGUGUCGCUCCACAGAGGGUUGUCCCUACCCCCAGCCAUGUCACGCCACAGAGUGUUCCCCCUGCUACCAGUAGUGUUGUCAAAAAGCCAAUGGUUCCACCCACCCUUGAGCCCGUUAAAUAUGUUUUUGAGUCAUGUCAGCUCAACACCCCUCGCCCGAUCAUGUCUGUCCGGCCAGCCAUGCCCCCCGAGCCAGACCCUUUCAGAACCAGACCCUGUCCCACCCGGGAUCUGGGCUCUGAGCUGUGGACAUGGGACCACUUAUACGACCCCUUAGCCAGGAGGCCCGAAAAUAUCCAGAGACAAACAGUAGAGAUCAUCCAGGUGUCCCCGGAGGAGGACCAAGCUAUUACCAACCUUUUGAAGCUGCACUAUCAUGCUUCAGGUGACGCACUGGGGAGGGGUACAGCUGCAGAUCAUGGACCCCUCAGUCAGCCAGGUCAGAUCCCAGCCCAACCUUCAGAACCUGUCCAAAACCUCGCAGGGGGUGUCCUGCCACUGGCAUCUGUGCUGGAGAGUGAGUCCACAGAGAGGCCUGAGGUGGAGCUAGAAACCGCCAACAUCCUGCUCACUCUGGAGGACAUGGGGACUACCCCCGAGGAGGUGGAACCUCUGAGUCCCACCCACACUGAGGUGGAGCUUCCGAGUCCCGCCCACACUGAGGUGGAGCCUCCGAGUCUCGCCCACGCUGAGGCGGAGCCUCCGAGCCCAGUCCACACUGAGGCAGAGCCUCCAAGCCCCGCCCACACUGUGAUGGAGCCUGCGAGUCCCGCCCACACUGAGGCGGAGCCUCCGAAUCCCGCCCACACUGAGGUGGAGCCUCUGAGUCCCGCCCACACUAAGGUGGCGCCUCUGAGUCCCGCCCAAGGAGAUCCCGGAGCACAGAAUGCUGAGAAUCAGGGCCACCACUUGCCUGCUGGGCAGGGUGUGCUGCCCUCGUAUGGAGGGAAACUGAAUGGCAUGUGUCAAAAAGACACUGGUCACAGACCACAGGAUGGCUUGGACAGCAAGUGGUCCCACGGUAGCUCACCAACUCCAUGUAUGGGACAGAGCGUGUCCUUGAGGCAGUGGGACACGGGGCAGGGUGGGUUCAGGGGGGCGUGGCCCUUGAGCAAGGAAAGCUGCUCAGAUUUGGAGGAGACUGCUGCCUAUGCUCUGCUUGAACUCAGUGAGCAGAGAGAGGAGGCUCCUCACUCCCAGGGGAUGUAG